Cryptomeria japonica (Japanese cedar) is the source of this 1407-nucleotide messenger RNA. RefSeq names its product FAS1 domain-containing protein SELMODRAFT_448915. The coding region runs from base 318 to 1046 and encodes 242 amino acids. The transcript has 3 exons. Lineage: Eukaryota; Viridiplantae; Streptophyta; Pinopsida; Cupressales; Cupressaceae. The record is from RefSeq and is a predicted model, not a curated record.
UUUUAUUCUUUAAUACGUUCUUGGAUUUCAGCUCUCGCUUACUCGAAUCUCCAGCCAUUUUCGCACUAUUCAGAUCUCUGCCAUUUGUUCACAGAAUCUUCGAAGUUACUACAAUUCGGCUCACAGCCUGAUUCAACAGCUCAAACAAACAAAAAAGCAUCUUGCUUACAAACAUCUCCAGCCAUUUUCGCUCUACUCCGAUCUCUGCCGUUUUCUUACAGAUUCUUUGAAGUUGCUACAAUUCGGCUCACUGCAGCCUGAUUCAACAGCUCAAACAAACAGAAAAGUCCUCUGUUCAUUACAUUUUCUUGGCAGCCAUGGACAUGCUGUGGCUGAUGCUGCUACUGCUAUUCUUCCUUCAGAGCGCUCCCGUCUGCAGCGCUGCGACGAAAACUGGCGUUAACAAUGGCAACAAAAUGUUUCAAGAAAGAGGAAAAGGAGGAGGAAGUUUCAACCAGAUUCACAACAUGGUGGAGGCGAUGAUAGCUGCGGGAGAUUUCAGUGAAUGGGGCAACGUGAUGUACGCAAUGAACCCCGACAAUCUUCCCAUGACAGCCACGUUCUUGGUGCCCACAGACGACGCCCUCGACGCAUUCUCCCUCACCUCGGAUCUCACUGCCUCCGCCGUUCUCUACCACACCCUGCCCCGUCGCUUCUCCUUCCUCGAUCUGCAACGCUUCCACGUCGGGACGCGCCUGCCCACGCUCCUGCCCAACGCCACCAUUCUCCUCACCCGCAACGACGCCUCGAAUUUCACUCUGGAUGACGCCCGCAUCACGCAUCCUGAUAUCUAUGUUGACGCCACCUGUGCCGUCCAUGGGGUUGCCUCGGUGCUCAAUUUCAAGCGCUACGCUACUCAAAGACUAAGGCCUGUGAAGACCACGGUGUCCUCCACCCCUUCAAUCGAAGCGCUCACGCCUUUGCCCACGCCUUUGCCCACCUCUUCUGACGCGCCCUGCCUCUGUGCGGAGUUUCCUCUCGCGCUCACUGCCGUCUCCGUUGUCUUGGCAUUACGCUUUCUCCGCCUGCCUCUCCGCUGGCGCUGAACAGUUAUAUAUACAUGCACAGUACUAUGUGUAUACGCCCACACGAUGACAAUAUAUACACACAGGCUGCUUGAUAAUGGCCGAGAGGAUUCUUUCCGGGUUUUGUCUAUCUUGAGUUGAGGUCAUUUCAAUGACCGGCUGAGUGCAGUAUACUACUUGUCUGUUUGUAAGUUAGUGGGUUCUGGGGAUUUCUUGUUUCCAAGAAUCUUCUCUCAGCAGCGUGUAUAGCCACUCUUCAACCCCUCUCUCUUUUGGUUGCUGUAAAGACAGUUUAUGCUAUGAAGCUCUAAAAAUUGAAGUAGUGCUAUCUUACCUGUACAAUCUUUUCUAAUAAUGUAAUGGAUGACAUUUCUAUCGGCUA